This is a messenger RNA of Amphimedon queenslandica, 1821 nucleotides long. Its product is annotated as beta-hexosaminidase subunit alpha-like. Gene Ontology annotation, cellular component: membrane; lysosome. The transcript is spliced from 14 exons. Gene Ontology annotation, molecular function: beta-N-acetylhexosaminidase activity. The record is from RefSeq and is a predicted model, not a curated record. Gene Ontology annotation, biological process: carbohydrate metabolic process; glycosaminoglycan metabolic process; ganglioside catabolic process. NCBI's taxonomy places the organism in Eukaryota, Metazoa, Porifera, Demospongiae, Haplosclerida, Niphatidae. The coding region runs from base 177 to 1742 and encodes 521 amino acids.
GAUGAACAGUUAACUGCUAAUCAUUGUCUUUUCGUCUUUGUCUACCCUUGCUUCCCAAUAUAGAUCAAUUAUGUACAUGCACAUGCUGGUAUAGCUACAAACUAUUUUAAUUAAAAUUUUUUUAAUGUUUUAGAGGUUUAAUUAAAUUAUAGCAUGCUUUAAAACCACGACAAAAAAUGGCUCUAUUUCUCUUGUUCUUUCUCUUUGCUGUUUCUCUUCGUCUCGUGUUUGGUGACUCCAGCACUACUUCAGACCUUCUCUGGCCCCAACCCUCUCAGCCUAAAUUUGGUACUGAGGUCUAUGAGGUAGACUCUGGAAAUUUUGUUUUUAAUACCACCAGUGCUAGCACUCUCCUUAAAUCAGCCAUGGACAGGUACUAUGUGAUCAUAUUCCAGUCUCCUGCUCCUUUCUUUCCUUCUGGUGGAGCCACCCAACCAAAGGGACCUCUAACAACACUUUAUAUAACUGUGCACAGUACAGAUGAAUCUCUGAAUCUGAAUACUGAUGAAUCAUAUUAUUUAAAUGUUGGUGGUAAUGGUGCAUCCAUAACAGCUACUACUGUGUUUGGAGCAAUGAGAGGACUUGAAACUUUUAGUCAACUCAUUUAUCACAGGCCAGAUGGAGGACUGGCUAUAAACGAAGUGACGGGAAUCUAUGACAAACCAAGGUUUCAAUAUCGUGGGAUAUUGAUUGACACCUCCAGACACUUCGUUAAUCUCCACACAAUACUAACUCAUCUUGAUGCAAUGGUGUACAGCAAGUUUAAUAUACUCCAUUGGCAUAUUGUGGAUGAUCCUUCUUUUCCUUAUGAAUCAUACACCUUUCCUGACCUAGCUGCUAAGGGAGCAUUUGAUCAUGAGCACAUUUAUACACAAGAAGAUGUGAAGACUGUUAUUAAUUAUGCUUAUGAACGUGGCAUAAGAGUUAUACCUGAAUUCGAUACUCCAGGUCAUACUCAGUCUUGGGGUGCUGGACAGCCUGAUCUAUUGACUCCUUGUUAUGCCAAUGGCCAACCAAAUGGUGAAUAUGGUCCUGUUAAUCCAAUCCUAAAUUCUACUUGGACAUUCUUGACUUCUCUUUAUCAGGAAAUUGAUAACGUUUUCCCUGACAAUUACAUCCAUUUGGGAGGAGAUGAAGUCUCAUUCACUUGCUGGCAGGGUAAUCCUGAUAUACAAGCAUGGAUGAAGAAAAUGGGGUACACUGAUUAUGCUAAACUUGAGGAAUAUUAUGAAAACAAUUUGAUUGAUUUGGUCAAUAAACUGAAUAAGAGUUAUGUUGUGUGGCAAGAAAUAUUUGACAAUGGACUAAAGAUCAAAAUGGAUACAGUUAUUGAUGUGUGGAAGACAGGCUGGGAGAAAGAAAUGGAUGCAGUAACUAAAGCUGGUUAUAAAGUUAUCCUAUCAACCUGUUGGUAUCUGAACCGCAUUAGUUAUGGAGAAGACUGGAAAGAUUAUUACAGUUGUGACCCUCAAAAUUUUAAUGGUACUGAUGAUCAAAACUCUCUAGUAGUCGGUGGCCAUUCUUGCCUCUGGGGAGAACUUAUUGAUUCUACUAACUUUAUGUCAAGAAUGUGGCCAAGAGCAUGUGCAGUGGGUGAGAGGUUAUGGAGUCCAAAGACAGUCACUGAUGUCAAUGAUGCAAGGACUAGGUUGUUGAAUCAACGCUGCAGACUACUGACUCGUGGUAUUCAGGCUGAACCAGUUGGUCCCAGUUAUUGCAAUGACGAGUGGCAUGGACCUUGAAGCAAUUAUUGAUGAACAACUGCUAAUCAUUCUCUUUUUGUCUAUGUACCUGUAGCCAAUUAUAAGCUUUUUUAAAAUG